Physella acuta is the source of this 1042-nucleotide messenger RNA. Its product is annotated as peptidyl-prolyl cis-trans isomerase B. Gene Ontology annotation, cellular component: intracellular membrane-bounded organelle; cytoplasm. The record is from RefSeq and is a predicted model, not a curated record. Gene Ontology annotation, molecular function: cyclosporin A binding; peptidyl-prolyl cis-trans isomerase activity. Lineage: Eukaryota; Metazoa; Mollusca; Gastropoda; Physidae. Gene Ontology annotation, biological process: protein peptidyl-prolyl isomerization; protein folding.
UUUGUCCAAUAAAAAGAGUCCAAGUCUUAGGCCCUAGCUAGACCGGUUAAGUUAAAUUUUGCUUGUUUCGAUUUUCAACAACAAUAGAAACGCGGUUUCAUUCAAGAAAUUGCCGUGCUUUGGCAAUAACAGUCACCAUGGGCUUAAUUACAACAUGUGUUAUUGUAUUUGCUGUGACAACUCUUGUUUCAAGCGACAAAGGGCCUAAAGUUACAGAUGUGGUAUUCUUUGACAUUGAAAUUGGCGGAGAGAAAGCCGGAAGAAUUGAAAUUGGUCUUUUUGGUAAAACAGUUCCUGAAACAGUAAAGAACUUCAAGACAUUAGCCAUAGGUGAUACUGAGGAUAAAGGAGUAAAACUAACUUAUAAAGGAAGCAAAUUUCACCGUGUGAUAAAGGAUUUUAUGAUUCAAGGUGGAGAUUUCACAAGGGGUGAUGGAACAGGAGGUAGAAGUAUCUAUGGUGAUCGCUUCAAGGAUGAAAAUUUUAAGCUCAAGCAUUAUGGAGCUGGUUGGUUGUCAAUGGCUAAUGCUGGGAAAGAUACGAAUGGCUCACAGUUUUUUAUCACUGUUAAAAAAACAGAAUGGCUUGAUGGUCGCCAUGUUGUCUUUGGAAAGGUUGUCAAGGGCAUGGAUGUUGUAAGAAAAAUAGAAAAGACACCAACUGAUUCAAGAGAUAAACCAAACAAAGAUGUUGUCAUUGUGGACAGUGGUGUUAUACCAGUGGACUCACCAUACUCAGUAGAAAAGAAAGAUGCCACAGAAUAAAUGCUGUUUUUUUUUAUUGUCUAAGUGAAUAAUAAUCUCAGUUGAUUUGCAUGUUGUCAAUGCCUUUUUGAAGUGAGUAUUUGUUAUUUCAGAAUAAAUGAUUAGCAAAUGGGUUUUUUUUAAUUAAAGUGAAAUGCCACUGUCAUUACUUGUAAUACCAGGCAAAAAUCUUUUGUUGAUUGGCUCACACUUCCAAUGUUUGUUUUUCAAUGUUUGUUUACUGCGUUUAAUUGACUUUUUUUUUAAACCUUAUGUGAUUAAUAAAAUAAACAAGACCG